Messenger RNA from Episyrphus balteatus (marmalade hoverfly), 2405 nucleotides. RefSeq lists its product as uncharacterized. The transcript has 3 exons. Bases 985 to 1527 code for a protein of 180 amino acids. Lineage: Eukaryota; Metazoa; Arthropoda; Insecta; Diptera; Syrphidae. The record is from RefSeq and is a predicted model, not a curated record.
AAAAACUAUAAAGACAAACGAGAAAGCUUUCUUUUCGGAUGGGAUAAGACUUAAACGCGUGCGUUGCCGAUGGGAGGCAAAUCGGAACUGUUUUAUUUUUCCCAAAUGUGGCCAAAUCAUGAUUUUUUUCUCAAACCAUGAUUAAAAAUCAUGAUUUUUUUAUUUCGGCAACACUGUGAUCACUGCGAUCAUGUUUUCGCUAAAAUUGUUUUUCUUCACGAAAGACGAAAAUCGUCUAAAGGCCCAACUAAAACACGCAUAAGCAAACAUAAGCGAAUGUCAAAAAUCUAACAAAAUUUUGCUUAUGUUUGCAAAAUAAGCGCGCAUAGCCAUAAUUGACUUAAGUGAACAGAUUCAUCAACCAACAAUCAACCACACGAACCACAGAAUAUUUUGUUCUCAAUCUACACAUACACGCUCAAUCAUUUUGAAAUAAUUCACAUGCACACUGUCUCUGUUUGUUUUUCGUGUGUAUUUGAACAUACAUGUCGUAAUAGGCAUAUGGCGCAUGGGCUUUUGUCAAAAUGGCAUGAGUCAUGAGUGAGUUGUCGAACAUACACAAUUCUUAUGGGAUAAGACCCCAACCCAUAGAAUCAGUUGCGUCCGUUCCGUCAAUCCAUCCGUUGAAGUUGAAGGAUGGAACAGAAAGGUGUGAUCCAUAGACGGUGUUCACAUUGGCCUCAGUCAACCGACUUAUUUUGACGUCUUUGUGUUUUUUCUCACUCCCACUUUAUGGCGAGAAAGAGAUGGCGAAGUGAGGUAGAAAUUUUAAACAGAUUUAAAAAUUUUUGGACUCUUUUUGACAUUUGUUAUUUUGACAUUUUAAGUUUCCCAAUCUUGCCUUAAGGUUGGAGCGAGAAAACAAAUAUUUUUUUUUUUUACAUUUUCCUUUGUGUUAUGUCAACGAAUAUACUACCGUUAUAAAUAAAUAUUUUGAAGAAAAGUUGCAAACUCGUGUUUGAUUUAUUGAAAAAAACAAUUAAGAUGAGUAAUUGGAAUAGAAUUCAAACGACACAUUUAAUUAUGUUAUACGAACAGCACCCCGUUUUGUACAAUUCGCAGUGCGAAGAUGCACUAAACCGCAUAAAAAAGGUUGAUGCAUUCAAGAGCAUCACGGAGGAGCUCAAAAUAUAUCGACCUGAAUCAACAUUAGAAGACAUUAAAACCAAAAUAAAAACUCUUAGAAACCAGUACAUUCGUGAAAGGAAUGCGGUAUAUAAAUCAAAAAAAAGUGGGGCAGGAGUCCAAGAUGUAUACACGCCAAAGCUCUGGUGCUACGAUGAGCUUAACUUCUUGGACCAAUUCCUAAAGUCAACACCUUCAGUUUCAAAUAUUACACAGAAAAAUCCAUUCAAUCACGAAGAAAGUCUGGGAGAUGACACACUGGAAAAUGAACCUGAGCAGGAAUGCAAGAAAAAGAAAAAGAAAACUGGCUUAGAAGUCCACAUUACGAGGUCGUUGCAGGUUGCCGAGGAGUCCAGGAAAAAUCCACCUUGCGAAACACAAAAAAUACAUUUUCAACACUGAUAUCAGACACACAAACACAAGAUAAACACACCACAUUCUCAUCACCAAACUUUAAUACUCAAAAAACAAAGAAUAUACAAUCCACCCCGACGUACAUUCAUUCAAAUACACACACACCUACUCCUUUAUCAUAUACAGAUACACAAUCCAAUUUUGAAGUACUGGACUUAAAUUUUUGAAGAUACUUAUUUACCGACUAAUAUAACAACAGAAACACCAAAAACUACCACAACACUAAUCUCGAGUUCACAACAACAGCCUUCUGAACAUGUUACAUAUAAUCCAAAAAGUACAUUCCAUCAUCCAAAUUCACAAACAGAAACAGAAACUCCUUCACAUUCAGGUUCACAAUCCAGAUACGAAACACUGAACUGCAAUUUUAAAGAUACUUAUUUACCGACUACAGAAACAGCAAAUUCUACCUCAACACUACUUUUGAGUGCACAAAACCAGACUAAACAUGUAAACAGAGUCACUAACUCCAAUAUUAAAAACUAUAGCUCAAAUAUUCAAAAAAGAAAAAUACAUUCCAUACCAACUAACAUAAGAAAACAAACACCAAACUCUAAAGGGCCCAACCCAUAGAAUCCGUUGCGUCGAAGUUUUUGACUGACAGCUCGAUAAAAUACACACGUUCUUAUGGGAAGUCCGUCUCCGUCCGAUCCGUCGCUUAUGGGUCGCUUCCCAUAAGAACGUGUGUAUUUUAUUUUAAAACUUCGACGCAACGGACGCAACGGAUUCUAUGGGUUGGGCCCUUAACACAACACAACUUUCUAAUUCACAAAAACAGGCAAAUGUACCAAAAACGUAUACACCUCAAGCUUCCAAGCCCAUGACUCUAUUUAUAAACACUCAACCACCAACAAUCUAAGAAUCAA